AUGACCAUGGGCCUGCGCACCGUGGGCGCUUGGCGGCCGCCACGGCCAUGGCCGGUGCCGCUGCUGCUGCUGCUGCCGCUGCUGCUGCCGCUGCUGCUGCUGGCCGCCGGCUGCUGGGGCCCAGCGGCCCGGGCAUCGCCCACGUCGGCCCUGGAGGAUGGCGCCGGGCCGGGCCUCGACCUGGCCGGCCUGUCCCGGCACCUGGGGAGUCUCCCCUGGCAGGGCGCCCCGGCGCCGGUCCGGCCGCUCGCCAGCAAUCCCCCGCUGCCGUACAGCCAGACCCCGAGCCCCCUGUUCGAGCAUUACAAUCCCAACGCGGUGGUGGGCUUCUUCACCAGUGGGCUGGGCUUCCAUCGUAGCCAGCUGGCCCUGCCGGGGCCCGAGGGCCUGGUGAUCGUCCACGGGCAGGCGGAUUUGCUGUUCAGCCUGAAUGGCGACUCCCGCUCCGGGUCGCUGCUGCGCGGUGCCCCGCUGGCGAUGCUGGGGGCCCACCUUUCCCCGGCAUUGUCCGGGUCUUGGAAAAUGCUGGUGGCCGAAGGCCAGCAGGGGGCCGAGCUGAUCGCCCUGUCACCCGGCCAGGUGGGCCACUUUCGCAACAACCAGUGGCAUCUGGCCAGCUUCUCGACGGCCGUCACAUACCUCGCGCACGGGGUUCCCCACCAGGGCGCCGUCCAUCUGCUGAUGCACCAGCCGCUGACCCAGGGCCUGGAGCUUCGCUACCUCUCGACCACCAGCACCGUCAAGCACUUUGCGUUUGCCACCCCGGCCGGGGCCACGCCUCGGGCCAUCCUCGACCGGUCGGGCUACUUCCUGGUCUGGCACCAAGCGACGCUGGCCAUUUUCCAUGUGGAUUCCCCCCCCGGCGCCGGGCCCACCUGGUCGACCACCCUCGCGGAGCCCCUCGGCGACCUGGUGUCCCUGCCGGUGUCGGGGAAUUCCAACAACGGCCUGGUGUCCAUCUUUGACAGUGGCGCCAUCUAUGUGUGUCCGGACUUUGUGAGCGGCGGGUGCAAUGACACCUGGCAGGUGGACCUGUCCGGGGCCGGGCUCCCGCCAGGCGCCCGGCUGCGCGCCCACGGGUCGCCUCACAUCAGUCUCGAGCCCACGACCCCGGUAAGGUGGAUGCUCCUGCGCGACGAGGUGUCCGGGCGCCUGUUCAGCCUCUCCCUGGUCAGGGGCGACGCGCUGCCGCUCACCGAGCUGGUCAUGCCGGCCGGGGCCCCGGCCUCGGCCUCGCUGCGGCCCUUCCUCACGGCCACCGGGUCGACCUCAGCCACAUGGGGCCUGACCGAUGGCUGGGAGCUGCUCCUGCCGAAUCACUUCUUCUGCUCCGGCGACCCCACCAUCCUGUGUGCCAUGCAAAGCCACUCGUCCCUGCCGAGGGGCUUCUCCUGCGCCGCGUCUCGCGGCCUGUCGCUCUUGAACUUCCCCGGCGCGCUGUGCGGCGGCUGUGCCGACGGCAUGGCCAUGGGGGCCGAUCCCAGCGCCGCGGCCCCCUGCACAACCUGCCCCAUGGAGAAGUGCAGCGUGUGCGCCGGCUCCUCCUGCCUCGUGUGCUCGGACACACACUUCUUGCUGGUCGACCCGCAAACCGGCGUCGGCUCGUGCGUGGCCGCCUGCCCGCCGGGCACCGAGCCACAGCCGGGGGCUUCCCGGUGCAUGCGCCCGGAAAAUGCCCCCCUGCCGGCUCUGCCGACGGUCGCGCACCAGCUCAGCCCGCUGGUGCUGGACCCGUCGGACCCGGGCCCGCCGGCCAUCCUGUCGAUCCUGCCCUCGCGCCUGCAUGUGUCCAACGGCGUGUGCCUAUUCCACCCGACCGGCGUGACCGCCGAGCAGCUGCUCGGCAAUGCGGUCCUCUUCCGGUCGGGCGGCGCUGCGCCCCUGUGGCUUCGGCCGGACCCCAGCAGCCCGGGAUCCCUGCUGUCGAGCCAGAUGCCCUGCUCGAUUGUCCCGGUGUCCGGGGUGGAGCUCACAUCGGCGGUGGAGGUGCCCCCGGUCGUGGACGCCCACGGUACGGCCACGAUCCAUGUGCUGGCCUGUGACCGAGAUGGCACCAUCUACCUGUCCUCCUUCACUUGUCCCAACUCGGGUGCGGCGCAGGGCUGUCUCCUGGUGCUGGCCGCCGUGCCGAAGGUGCUGUCCGGGCUCGGUUGCGUCGAGGUGGCUCUGCUGGGCGACAGCCUGGCCGCCUUGCGCUUGGCCAGCGGCGAUGUCUCGCUGUUCCAAUUCGCCCCCUCGGUCGAUGACACAUUGGAGGCCGUCCUGCCCGGGGUCUCCUGGCUACCGGUGCUCUUUCCCGGGGUCCGGGGCUGGACCGGGCCCAGCUCGCCCGCCGGGUGGGUGUUCCAGCCGCCAAGCCAGCCACUCGGCCUGCCAACCGGCGUCCUGUACCCGCUGGAUCUCCUGAUGGGCAAGGACCCGCGCGCCCAGGCCACCAAGCGCUGGGGGGCCCUGCGCGCGCGGCAAUCGCCCCACAGCCCGGGCCUCGCAGAUCUGGAGCCGGUCCUGCUGGCGGGCGUUCGCCCGGCCGGGGCCACCCCGGCCUCCCCUCCGACCGGGGAGUUUUUCCUCUCCGGAAUGCACUACGACGCCACUCUGCAGUGGGUUUGGACGGUGGCGCACCCGCCCUUCGGGGCUCACUACACCGGCCGCACAUCGGCCAUCCCGUACAAUGUGGAAAUCCUCGGGCGGAUCUCCGGGCCGAGCCCGCUCUUCGACGGGCUCCCCUACCGGACCCUGCCCGUGGUGCUGUCCUGGUCGGAGGAGCUCCCCGGGGCGCUGGUUCUCCUGACCCCCAGGGUCCUGGGCGUGGCGCUGGUCCAGUGUGAUGGGUCUUCCGGGUGGGUGUGCCGGCUGCUGCCGGCCCAGUUUUUCGCCCUGCCCUCGGAAAUCCCGGGCAAUUUGUCGCACGUCGCCCUGCUGCCAGUGGCGCAUGCUCCGGCCCCGGCCGGGCUGGCCGCCACCGGCCACCAGCCGGCAAGCGCGCGCGGCUCCGCCAGCCACGUCCCCACGUCCACGGUGCUGCUCAUGGCCAAGGGCCUGGACGCGCCUCUGGUGCUGACCCUGAGCGAGCACCGGUGCCCGGUGGGCACCUUCGGCCCGGCAUGCGCCGACUGCAGCCCCGGGUGCGCCAGCUGCACGGGCCCGGCCCCGGCCGAGUGCCUCGCCUGCCGGCACUGGCUCCCCGGCUGGGAGUCCGAGUGUCUGCCAGCCUGCGAUGGGCUGGCCGUGCCGAUCCCCGGCCGAGCGGACUGCGCUUGUAGCGACGUGUGCGCCCGGUGCGAGGUUGUCUCGGUGGCCGGCACCAAUGUGGCCUCCUGCGCCGAGUGUAACCCCGGCUGGGCGCCGCCCCCCCCGGCGGGGUCCCCCUCGGCGGUGCCCUGCCAGCAGUGUGCUCCCUCCUGCGGGGAAUGCUCGCUGCCGGGCGAUGCCGGCCGCUGCACCGCCUGCCUGGAAGAUACGUACCUGCACCUGGGCCAGUGCCUGGCCGCCUGCCCGGUGGGCUUUGUCCCGGACCCGGCCCGGCAGGAGUGUCGCCCCUGCCCGAGCGGCUGCCUGGAGUGCUCUGCCGAGGGGACCUGCUCGCGCUGUGCCCCGUCGCUCUUCUGGGACAGCCCCAGCCUGCGGUGCAGCCCGUGCCAUGGGUCGUGCGCCGAAUGUCGCAGCCAUGCCUCCUGCACCGCCUGCCGGCCGGGGCUGGUGUUCCUGGCGACCGAGCCGGGCCUGGAGUCCCUGUGCGGGAGUGUCUGCGGCCCGGGCGAGUAUGUCGGGGCUGGCCGGUGCGCCGUGUGCGAUGCCUCCUGCGCCCUGUGCGCCGGCAGCGCCGCCGCCUGCCAGGUGUGCGCGGCUGGCUUCCGCUGGACGGCGAGCCCGCCGGCGGCCGGCGGCACCGGGUCCUGCACGGCCUGCGCGGCCGGGUGCUCCUCCUGCACGGCGGCCCGCUGCCUGGCCUGCGAGGAUGGCCUGCUCCUCGAUCGCCAGGGCGCAUGCGUGUCGGCCUGCCCGGCCGGCACAUACGCCACCGACGAGUCGUGCCAGCCGUGCGACGUCAGCUGCGCCGCGUGCGCCGGCGGCCGGGCCGACCAGUGCACCGGCUGCGGGGCCGGGCUGGAGCUCGUCGAGGUGGGCCCGGCCGUGGGCACCUGCGAGUCCAACUGCCUCGAGGGCCAGUACCGGGACACGAGCUCCAACGCGUGCACGGACUGCCACGCCGCGUGCGCCACCUGCAACGGCCCGUCCGACAAGGACUGCUGGCGGUGCCGGGAUGCCGUGCUGCAGGAUGCCGACUGCGUGCAGGUGUGCGCGGCCAGGCACGUGGCCCUGGCCGGGCGGUGCCUGCCCUGCCAUGCGUCGUGCGAGCAGUGCGCCGGGGUCCGGAGCACCGACUGCACCGCCUGCCCGGGGGAGCUGCGGGCCCUGCCGGCCGGGGCGUCGCCCAUGCGCUGCGUGGCCGGCUGCCCGGUGGGCUACCACACCGGCGGGGCCGGGUGCGCCAAGUGCGGCGACCGGUGCACCAGCUGCCCCGCGGCGGCCGACACAUGCGCCCUGUGCGACCGGGGCUUUCUGCUGGGCGCCGGCGCCUGCGGGACCAGCUGCCCGGCCGGGUCCUCGCCGCAGGGGGGGCUGUGCACCACCUGCCACAGCACCUGUGCCACCUGCUACGGCCCGGAGCCCGGCCACUGCCUCAGCUGCUCGGCCGACACGCCGCUCCUGACGGGCGGGGCCUGCUCUGCAACCUGCCCGGAUGGGACCUUCCAGGAUGGGCAAAGCUGCCUGCCCUGCCAUGCCACCUGUGCCGCGUGCUCCGGCCCCGGGGAAACCGAGUGCACGGUGUGCCCGGCCGACCGUGCUCUGCUGGCUGGCACGUGCCUUUCCGCCUGCCCGGCCGGCUAUCACCGGGCCCCGGCCGGCGGCGGAGCCCCCAGCGACCGAUGCCUCGCUUGCGAUUCGUCCUGCCGCGAGUGCAGCGGCACCGGCAGCUCCGAGUGCACCUCGUGCCAUGGCAUCGACCUGCUUCUCGAGGGCCGGUGUGUGGACGAGUGUCCCGCGGGGACCUUCGGCUGCAGUGCCUCCGGCCGGUGCGACCCCUGCGACGCCCGGUGCGCCGAGUGCACGCUGGCCGCCAACCUCGGGGACCGCUGCACCGCCGACUGCCACACCUGCAGGGCGGGCUUCGUCCUGUCGCCCUCGACGCACACCUGCGACGUGGCCUGCCCGGCGGGCGAGUUCACGCCGGACUCGGUCCUGUGCGCCGCCUGCGACGCCGACUGCCGGUCGUGCCACGGGCAGGCCAAUGCCUGCACCUCCUGCGCGGACGCCUCGCGGUGGCUGCUGCUCGAUGGGGCCGCCUGCGUGAGCAGCUGCCCGGGGGAGAAGUUCGCCGCGGCGGAGUUCCCCUCGGCGCCCUUCCCCGCGCCGGCCCGGGUGUGCCUGUCCUGCGCGCCGGGGUGCCUGCGGUGCGAGGCCGGCCCCGGGCUGGCGGCCUGCUCCCUGGCCGCGGACGGGCUGCUGGCCUGCCCGGAGGCGGACGUCUGCACGGCGUGCAACUCGCCGCUGCUGCUGCACGGGGGCCGGUGCGUGGGCGAGUGCCCGGAGGGCACGUUCGCCGACCCGGACGCCCCGACGCCGGCCUGCCUCGCCUGCCACGCGAAGUGCAAGGCGUGCACCGGGCCCGAAAGGGCCGACUGCAUCGGCGGCACAUCCUCCUCGCGGGGCCUCGCCCUCGGCUUGGGCAUCGGCCUGAGUCUGCUGCUGCUGCUGAUCCUCCUGCUGGCUGUUCUCUUCUUGUAUUUGCGCUUCCGCCGCCAGCGCCGCGCCCCGGCCAAGCAUCUCGAUGACGAGGAUGCCACCGUGCUCAACACAAUCAUCGAAAUUUCCCUCCCCGGCAGCAUCCUGGUCAGCGUGGCCAAUGACUUUGCCGCCCUCAAUGAGGAUGCCCUGGGCGCCGGGACCCAGGCGUCGGUCUUUGCGGCGCGCGCCGUCGGGGCCGGCAUCUCCGACCGGCUGGGCUGCCCGGGCACCGUGGCCAUCAAGCAGCUGAAGACCGCGCGCAUGACGCCCACGCAAUUUUCCCUCUUCCAGAACGAGGUGGCCCUGAUGUGGCUGCUGCGCGACGCGCCGAACGUCGUCCGGCUGUACGGGUACAGCGAGCAGCCGCCGGCCAUCAUCAUGGAGCGCUACCAGACGGAUCUCGGCACGCUGCUGCACUCGGAGGUGCCGCUCGAGCAAGCGGCCCUGCUGGACAUCUGCCAGCAGUGGGCCUCCGGGCUGGAGGCCAUGCACGCGCAGGGCAUCGCCCACUGCGACCUGAAGCCGGGCAACGUCUUUGUCAGCCAGCGCCCGGAUGGCAGCUGGCGCGCGGCCCUCGGGGACCUGGGCACCUCGCGCAACCUCAGCUCCGACCGGUCGUCGGCCCUGGUGGCCCAGCCGCCGGAGCUGAAUGCCCUGACCGGGCGCUACGCCGCGCCCGAGGUCCUGGCCGCCUUCCAGCGGAAGCGCCCGCUUGAUCGCGAGCUCUUCCUCCCGGCGGACAUCUACAGCGCGGCCGUCAUGCUGUGGGAGUGCCUGGCCCGGGCUCUCCCCUGGGAGGGGGCCUCCUUCGAUGAGAUCGCCGCGCAUGUGCUGGCCGGCGACCGGCCGGACCUGGCGCGCGCCCCCGCCGCCGGGCCCCUUGCCGACCUGCUCCACAUGGCGUGGGACUCCAACGCCCCGGGCCGGCCGCUGGCCGCCUCCUUCCGGCAAAAGUGCGCCAUGCAGGCGGCCCUCUGUGUCUGA
Messenger RNA from Fonticula alba, 6774 nucleotides. RefSeq names its product TKL protein kinase. The record is from RefSeq and is a predicted model, not a curated record. Gene Ontology annotation, molecular function: protein kinase activity; ATP binding. The transcript has 5 exons. The coding region runs from base 1 to 6774 and encodes 2257 amino acids. Gene Ontology annotation, biological process: protein phosphorylation. NCBI's taxonomy places the organism in Eukaryota, Rotosphaerida, Fonticulaceae.